AUCCAUUCAAACAAUCACCAUGUCCAAGGCCUUCGCUCCCCCCAUCCUCGACUUCUCCCCCUUCUACGGCGACGACUCCGCCGCCAAAGCCCACCUCGUCGACCAGAUCCGCGAAUGCUGCCUCUACAACGGCUUCUUCCAGAUCACGAACCACCGCGUUCCCCUAGACCUGCAGAAACGCGUCAUGAAAUGCGCCCAGCGCUUCUUCGAGCUCCCUUUGGACGAGAAAAUGGCCAUUGACAAGAACAAAAACUCCUUCAACCGCGGCUACGAACUCCUGCGCUCGCAAAUGCUCGAAAUCGGCACCGGCCCCGAACUCAAAGAAGGCCUGUACAUCGGCGAAGAAAUCCCCCUCGACCAUCCCUACUACCUGCAGCAAAAGCUCAACUCCGGCCCUAACCAAUGGCCCGCCAGCGUCCCCGACGCCGCGGAGUUCCAGGCUACUUCCAUGGAAUACUACCACGCGGUGAUGGACCUGGCGAAGGAUAUUCUCGGCAUCUUGGCCCUCACCCUGCACGUGGACAGCGACUACUUCCAGCCCCUGACAGACGGCGCGGUCGCCACCAUGCGGUAUCUGCAUUAUCCGGCGCAGCCGAAGGAUCAGGAUGAGAAGUUGAAUCGGGGGAUUGGAGCGCAUACGGACUUUGGGUGUGUGACGCUGCUCUUGCAGGAUGAGGUGGACGGGUUGCAGGUUUUGGAUGUUCCGAGUGGGGAGUGGUUGGAUGUGCAACCUGUCCCCGGCGCCUACGUUGUCAAUCUCGGCGACCUGUUCAUGCGCAUGGCCAACGACAGGUACAAGUCGAACAUCCACCGCGUCAUCAACAAGUCUGGGAAGGAGCGCUACUCCAUUCCCUUCUUCUUCAGUGGGAACCCUGACUAUCUGUGUGAGUGUCUGCCGAACUGUCGCGAGGAGGGCCAGGAGGCGAAGUACCCUCCCAUCACGGUCGAGAAUAUGGUCAAGGGAGCGUAUAAGCAGAGCUAUGGCCGUGCGGAACAGUAUAAGCGAGAUAUGAAGAUGAAGGAGGAUAGGAAGUUGGAGAUGGGGCCGGCGAAAGUCGAGCAGUUUUACGGGCACUCAACCAGCGACGCGUACCGGCUGAAGUCGGAGCUCGUCGGCAGAUGCAUGGAGGAGAUCGGCAUGGGAUGGUUCCAAUGGAAGUUAUUUGUCGUCACGGGGUUCGGGUGGAUUGUUGAUAAUCUCGCAUCUCAAGGUCUCCCUAGCGUCCAGCCGCCCAUUCGUCAGGAGUUCGCCGGUAUCUCGCAGGUCAGCUAUAGCUCCGUCGCUUACUAUGUCGGUAUGAUCUUCGGUGCCUCGUUCUGGGGCGUAUCAAGUGACUUGAUCGGGAGACGGCCUGCAUUUAUGACCACGUUGUUGAUUGCGGGUGUGUUUCUUUGUGGAGCUGCUGGAACGAUGAAUUUCGUGGCGUUCAGUGCCCUUUGGGCUGUUAUUGGGACCGCAGCGGGUGGAAAUGUCCCGGUUGAUUCGAUGAUCUUUUUGGAGUUUGUGCCGGGGAGCCAUCAAUGGCUCCUCACUGCUCUCUCGGCAUGGUGGAAUCUCGGCCAGUUGGUUGUCUCGCUGAUUGCGUGGGUGUUUCUGGCGAAUUAUAGUUGUUCGACGGACGCUACGCCAGAGACUUGUCAGAGGGGUGAUAAUAUGGGAUGGAGAUACACACUCAUCACACUCGGCGCCCUCGCUCUCGCUUUCACCUUCAUCCGGAUAUUCGUCUUCACACUCCCCGAAACACCGCGGUAUCUGCUCUCGCAGGGAAAAGACCAGGCUGCCGUCGACGCAGUCAACUAUGUUGCCCGGCAGAACGGGAAAGAGGAGCCUUUGACGAUUGGCAUGUUGAGGGAGAUUGAUGCACGCUUGGGUGGUGGUAGCAGUGGUGGUGAUGGUGAGACUGCAGAGUCAGGCGGCGCCGGUCUCUCGACGCGCGACAUCCUGCGCGAGAAUAUGAAAGACUUCAACGGCGAGCAUUACCGCGCCUUGUUCGCGACGAGGAGUCUGGCUCUGCACACGGUGAUUAUUUGGGCUGUUUGGUUGACUAUCGGAAUCGCAUACCCCCUCUACUUCAAUUUCCUCCCCUCCUACCUCGCCACCAAAUUCACCGAUAACUCGUCUCUCUCCCUCACGUACAGAAACUACUGUAUCCAGUCGGCCGUCGGGCUUGUUGGGCCCAUCUCUGCUGCGUUUCUGGUCAACACGUUCCUCGGCCGACGCUGGAUGAUGGGCAUCUCGGCGAUUGUGACGGGCGUGUUUCUGUUCGCUUAUGUGGGCGUUAAUACACCCACGGCGAGUCUGGCGUUUACGUGUGUUACGGGGUUGUUGGGGAACUUUGGUGAGUUUGCCAUCACUUCUAUAACAGAGUAUGCCGUUAUGUACGCCUUCACGCCCGAGUCGUUCCCUGCGCCCCAUCGAGGGACGGGCACCGGGACGGCGGCGUCACUGUUGAGGCUGGGUGGGUUGGCGGCCAGUCUGAUCUCGUCCCAUACGGGGUUCACGACGGCGCCGAUUUAUGUGAGUGCGGCGCUGUGGGUGGCGGUGGGGGUAUUAUCCUUCGGACUGCCGUUUGAGACGCAUGGGCAUGCUGCGAUUUAG
Messenger RNA from Aspergillus steynii IBT 23096, 2599 nucleotides. Its product is annotated as Clavaminate synthase-like protein. The transcript has 10 exons. Lineage: Eukaryota; Fungi; Ascomycota; Eurotiomycetes; Eurotiales; Aspergillaceae. Gene Ontology annotation, molecular function: transmembrane transporter activity. The coding region runs from base 20 to 2599 and encodes 859 amino acids. The record is from RefSeq and is a predicted model, not a curated record. Gene Ontology annotation, biological process: transmembrane transport.